Molecule: messenger RNA, 1244 nt
Organism: Cornus florida
Lineage: Eukaryota; Viridiplantae; Streptophyta; Magnoliopsida; Cornales; Cornaceae
Exons: 6
Coding region: 43-1002 (319 amino acids)
Cellular component (GO): mitochondrion
Molecular function (GO): prostaglandin-E synthase activity
Source: RefSeq, a predicted model, not a curated record
GACACGAGAGAAUUGUUGCAUAACAAAAUAUCGACAGGAACAAUGAAGAGGAUCAGCGGACUCGCAGCCACCAUCCGUGCCAUUGAAGGCGGCGCCACCGCCGUCAAUGCUACCAAACAGCGGCUUUUACCGGCAGCGUUGUGCAGAACCUACUCUGUCAUGCCCCGGUUGUUUCCGCUCGAUAGGCAACUUCCCUAUCACUCGAAUCGUUCCAUGCUCUUCUCUGUCAGUGCCUCUGCCUCCUCAGUUGCUGAAGAUGUCCAUGCCAAGGUACAACCACACGCCAACAAUUUUCAACCCAAAGACGUCGUUCUUUAUCAGUACGAAGCUUGCCCUUUCUGUAACAAAGUUAAAGCAUUCCUGGAUUAUCAUGAUAUCGCAUACAAAAUUGUGGAGGUUAACCCAAUCAGCAAAAAGGAGAUCAAAUGGUCCGAUUACAAGAAGGUGCCUGUACUGAUGGUUGAUGGUGAACAGAUGGUUGAUUCGUCAGAUAUAAUUGAUAAGUUGUUUCAAAGGAUUCAUCCUGAGAUGUCAGUUGAUUCUCUCCUGGAUGGUGAUGAAGAUAGGAAGUGGCGUGGGUGGGUUGACAAUCAUUUGGUGCAUGUCUUAUCACCAAACAUUUACCGAACUACUUCUGAGGCUCUUGAGUCAUUUGACUACAUUACAACCCACGGCAAUUUCAGCUUCACUGAAAGAAUAAUAGCGAAGUAUGGUGGAGCUGCAGCUAUGUAUUUUGUGUCGAAGAAACUGAAGAAGAAACACAAUAUCGUUGAUGAACGUGCAGCCUUGUAUGAAGCAGCCGAAACAUGGGUUGGUGCUCUUAAAGGCUGCGAAUUUCUUGGUGGGUUCAAACCUAAUCUAGCCGAUCUUGCUGUCUUUGGCGUUUUAAGGCCCAUUCGUCACCUCAAGUCUGGUAGAGAUAUGUUGGAGCACACACGCAUUGGUGACUGGUACACUCGAAUGGAAAGCAGAGUAGGAGUGUCUUCUAAAAUUAAGGCGUAAACCCAAAUUAUUUAAUUUUUUUAUCAGUUGGAUCGAUGCCCAUGUCAGAUAUUCUUAAAGAGAUUACGACUCCUAUAAGCUAGAAGAAAUUACAGGAGCUUAUUUUUAGGUAUGUGAAAGAGUAUAACCAUGGAGACUGUUUAUGUGAAGUUGUAAUUUGGUUUCAGAAUUGGUGUUUUAUCCAAAUGACAAUUUUUGUAAGGACCUUUUUAUAUUGCAUUGACGAGGUAUGUUGGACUUAA